This is a messenger RNA of Salmo salar (Atlantic salmon), 5238 nucleotides long. It is a transcript of the gene csf2rb, whose product is annotated as colony stimulating factor 2 receptor subunit beta. Gene Ontology annotation, biological process: cytokine-mediated signaling pathway. Gene Ontology annotation, molecular function: protein binding; cytokine receptor activity. Gene Ontology annotation, cellular component: external side of plasma membrane. NCBI's taxonomy places the organism in Eukaryota, Metazoa, Chordata, Actinopteri, Salmoniformes, Salmonidae. The record is from RefSeq and is a predicted model, not a curated record.
GAAAAUGUAGAAAAAAUACCUUUUUUGGUUGAAAAUAUGUUGAAAAUAUGUAUUUUUGGUUGAAAAGUGUUUUUUCAAUGUUUUGUGCUCACUGAGAGCGUACUGAUCACACUGUGAUGGAGCUGAAUGUUGAUUAAGUGUCAUUUUUGACCACAUGGAUAACAGCCACAUGAAAAGAGGAAGCAGAUAAAGUUGAGGCUACAGACCGAACACAUUUGGCAUGAGUCUUGACGUUUCUUCGCACACCAUAACUUCUUGGAAAUAGAACUACAGAAUUCACUGAACAUUGAAUCGGAGACUAGGGGACCUGUCCUCCUGCGCACCCCGGGAAACAUGCUCCUCUUCUGGAUGUCUUGUGGAUCACUUCUCCCUCUCCUGGUCCUUUGCUAUAACGGACAAGAACGCUGCGCAAUCCAGGACAACAAACAAUAUCAUGUGUCCCCUGUGCUUGAGUCCCUGCGGUGCUACAAUGACUACAGCUCCUACGUCCGCUGUAGCUGGGAGGAGAGUCCACACCCGUCCUCACAACCGUUAGCCCUGUACUACUGGGACAGCACUGAGAACCGUGAGUCCUUGUGUAAACCCUAUGGUCAGCCAGUACUGAAUCCCAACAGCAUCAAGCUCACUGCCCAGUGUCAGUACAACACUGGUUACUUUGGCAUCAAUACCAACCAUGUCUUCUUCUUCAAUACCUCCUGUCCCCCUGCCCUGCUUCUGUCUAAGAAUGUGAGGGUGCGUACACCAGUCCACCUAUCACAGAAGCCUGUAGAGAGAGGGGGCCGUUUGCUCAGCUGGAAAAGCCCCUACCCCCCAACGUCCCUCCUGACCCCCAUUCUCAACUACCAGGUCAACUACAGGAGGUCUAACCACGAUGACUGGACAGCAGUGGAGGUUCAGGACACCCAGCUGAGUGUGAAGGCUGAAGCUCAGGUGCCCGGCUUCCAGUAUGAAGCCAAGGUGAGGGCAAGGGGGAAGACGGGACUGUGGAGCGAGUGGAGCCCCCUAGUGACCUGGUUGACUGAGGAGGACCCUGUGCCAGGCCCCUCCAAUGCGCAGUGUGUGUUGGAUAAUGAGACUGCGGUGACAUGCAGCUGGGAGGUGAAGAGAGACCUGGCUCAGUUCCUUACCUUCCAUCUGUCCUGCAAACACAACCACGCUGCACCAGCCCAGAAAUGCUGUGAUAACACCAUGGUCAGCACUCCAUCCAGGGGUCCAAUGCUCAAAUACAUCUGCUCCUUCCAUGUCCAAGACUUAGAGCAGCUAGAGGUGGAGCUCGUACCCACACGCAACAGCAAAAAGUUUAAGACACACAAAAACAUUCGUCCAAACCGUCCACUCAAAGUGCAGGUAGAAGAGAGAGAUGGGAACUGGAUUCUAAAAUGGAAUCAGCCAGAAUCUAAGGUUGAUCUGACCUAUCAGGUGCACUACUGGAGUAAUGAGACUCAGGAGGAUACUACGUUCCUCAAUGUCUCCCAGGGGUCCCACUCGCUCUCCAUCCUGGGGGUGUCCCUGCGCCCCUCUGAGUGCUACCUGGUUAAGGUGAGAGCCCUGGUGGUCCCGGGAAAUGGUGAUACUUUUGACGGACUCCCCUCAGAAUGGACCGACCCAGUGGAGUGGACCACACAACCAGCUUCCUGGUCCAUCACCACCUUCCUCUACGUCUUCAUCGGUAUACUGGUGGCCAUUGUCUUCAUCGCUCUCUAUGUUACCAUACCAGCCUGUCACAGGAGGGUAGUCCUGUGGGAGGUGUCUGUCCCGUCGCCCCUCAAGAGCAAGGUACUGGGAGAGGUCAUUAAGAAGUCUCCUGAUAGGUUGUUAUUCCAUGAGAGUGAGAGAAGUGAGAAGACCUACAUCUGCAGAGUACAGACACUGGAGAGCAGGGAGGAUAACAGUCUCUGCUCAAGCUGCUCUUCAGAUAGUCCAUUGUGGUUGAACCCAGAUGUAAAGGCCAAUGGACUGUUCCAUUCCAUUACCAAGGAGGGGUGGAAGAAGUAUGACCCAAACUCUUCCUCCCUCCAUUUGCUGUCUGUGGACAGAUCUGGCCCUCCUGCUCUAGACUCAUCCGGCUUCAGCUUCAGUGGCCCUUACAUCUUCUGUGGCAACAGUUCACCGCCGCCCUGUGAGGAGUCCGACAACACUCUCUCUAACUCUAAACCCACUUCUCCGUCCUCCUCGGAGAGGUCUGCCCCAUCCCACUUGGAGUCGAGUGAGAGCUACGUGGUGAUGCCUCAGGCCUGUGCUGGCCUGUCCAGAUCAACAGAGGGAGUGUCUGAUGGUGUUAUGAGCGCUGUAGUAGCGGACAACAGUAAGAACACUGGUAACAACAACGGCAACAACGACAUCAUGGCAUGGCCCAAGUCAGAGCUCCUCCCACCCGGACCUAGCUCUAUGCCCACCUGCUCACCACCCAGUGAGAAUGAAAACCCUCCUCCAGCGUACACACCGCCCACCACCACAACCACCCCCCUCACCUUGACCCCAGUGGGCCCUACCCUACACACCUCUGGGUACUGCUUCCUCCCGGCCCUACAGGCGCUUGGGGGCUGGGGCAAUGUGCAGUCUUCUGGACCACCUAAAGGGGGCAGUCAAGAGCAGCAGGCCUGUAGGAGGGAGAUGAGGCAGGAGGAGCAGUGCAAGGAGGAUCCCUAUGUCAGACUGUCCCAGCUAGCCACUUAGCUAACUAGCUAACCCCAUCUAAUGCUGGACAACAUGAGGGCCACUAUACGUCACUGUUCUCAAUUUUUUAUCCAUUCUAACACUAACACACCUGUCUCAUCUAAUCACAGAGCUUGAUUAUUAGUUGGACUAGUUUAUUCAGGUGUGUUAGUGUUGGAAUGGACCACAUGUGUAAAACUACUGAUUUGUGGUCACUGAAGACUGGGUUGAGAUUGAGAAACACUUCUAUUCCUGGGAAGGAGAACUGUUAGAGCCUCCCUUGAUUACGCACAAUGCCCAGCAGAUGGCAGCACUGUACUUACUGUGUAUCUGUUGAACUCACAGAGGUGGCCUAUUUAUUUAUUUGACCUUUAUUUAACUAGGCAAGUCAGUUAAAAACAAAUUCUUAUUUUCAAUGACAGCCUAGGAACAGUGGGUUAACUGCAAAACGUCGGAUUUGUACCUUGUCAGCUCGGGGAUUCAAUCUUGCAACCUUUCGGUUACUAGUCCAAUGCUCUAACCACUAGGCUACGCUGCCGCCCCCAUGGAUUCUACUGUAAGGACUAACUACAAACACAGAAGCAUUCCUCUCUGGGUGGUAAGGUGACUGAGGGCCAGAUUCCCAGGUUUCCACCACAUCACAUGGAUGGUACAUGUGUAACAGGGUGGCACUGUUGAGUAUGUGAACGCAGCCUUAUGCCUCUGUCAGUGCCAGUGGCUGUUCAUGUCGUUCUACAGCAGGGGUCAGCCCGCGGGCCGCAAAGUGCUGUGUUACAGAAUGCAGAAUGGUGAUGACGGUCUCCUGGUCAAAUGUCAUUCGUCACAAGCUUUGUAAACAACUGGUGUAGACUUAAGGUGAAAUGCUUAAUUAUGGGCCCUUCCCAACAAUGCAGAGAGAAAAAUAUAGAAAAAAAGAAUAACACAAGGAAUAAAUCCACAAUGAGUAAUGAUAACUUGGUUAUAUACACAGCGUACCAGUACUGAGUAGAUGUGUAGGGAUACGAGAUAAUUGAGGUAGAUAUGUACAUAUAGGUAGGGGUAAAGUGACUAGGCAACAGGAUAGAUAAUAAACAGUAGCAGCAGCGUAUGUGAUGAGUCAAAAGAGUUAGUGCAAAGAGAGUCAAUGCAGAUAGUCUGGGUAUCUAUUUAAUUAACUAUUUAGCAGUCUUAUGGCUUGGCGGUAGAAGCUGUUCAGGGUCCUGUUGGUUCCAGACAUGGAGUAUCGGUACCGCGUCGUAGCAGAGAGAACAGUCUGUGACUUGGGUGGAUGGAGUAUUUGACAAAUGUUUUCCUCUGACACCGCCUGGUAUAGAGGUCCUGCAUGGCAGGGGCAUACGCACUACUCUCUGUAGCGCCUUGCAGUCAGAUGCCAAACCAAGCAGUGAUGCAGCGAGUCAAGAUGCCUUUAAUGGUGCAGCUGUAGAACUUUUUGAGGAUCUAAGGGCCCAUGCUAAAUAUUAUCAGCCUCCUGAGGGGGAAGAGGCAUUGUCGUACCUUCAUCACAAAUGUGUAGGUAUGUGUGGAUCAUGUUUAUUUGUUAGUGAUGUGGAACUAAGGAACUUGAAUCUUUCAUCCUGCACCACAACAGCCCAUCAAUGUGGUAGGAGCGUGCUCAGCUCUCCGUUUCCUGUAGUCCACGAUCAGCUCCUUUGUCUUGCUGAUGUUCACAUUUCACAUUUUUGUCAUUUAGCAGACACUCUUAUCCAGAGCGACUUACAGUAGUGAAUGCAUACAUUUCAUAAUUUUUUUUCUCCGUACUGGUCCCCCGUGGGAAUCGAACCCACAACCCUGGCGUUGCAAACACCAUGCUCUACCAACUGAGGGAGAGGUUGUUGUCCUGGCACCACACUACCAGGUCACUGACCUCCUCUCUGUAGGUGGUCUCAGCAACCUUAAUGAUGGUGUUGGAGUUGUGGGCAGCCAAGCAGUCGCAGGUGAACAGGGAGUACAAGAGGGGACUAAGCACGCACCCCUGAGGGGCCCACAUGUUUUAAUGUUCUGCGUGGCAAGAUUUUUGCUUUCUUGGUUAAAUGUGAGAACACAUUUCAAAAAUAGAGGGGAAAGAUGUAACAGGGUGGAACUGUUAAGUUGGUGAAUGCAGCCUUGUGCCUCUGUCAGUGCCAGGCGUGUGAGAUUGUAAUUAAGGGUGUGGCCUUCAGUAUUUAACCUGGUUGUUCUUGUUGUUCUACAGAUUGGCAUUACCAUGAGAAGGUUGGCAUGUGCAGGGAGGAUGGGAGUGGUGACACUGGGUUAGUCCAAAUUCUGAAGCAUAUCCGGGGAUCUUGUGUUUAUGGCAAGAAUACCCAUAUGCCAAUUUGACCCGCUCUCCUUCACCUAUGGCAUGCCCUCCUGAGAGUAUUGUGCAACAUGUUCUGUGACCACGAGUAAUUGAUCUGAUCUGUGUUAUGCCAUAGCUCAGGCAUAUAUCGAAUGUAAUUGUGGAUUUGUAUGUCAACUAAAGUUUGUUUAUGUCCUGUGAUAUGGAAUCAGUAUGAGCUAGAGCUUCCAAGGAACAUGUAUGCCUGGAGAUGAAGAUGAAAAUAUUGUUUUGUUUGCUGUAAAAUAAAUGAAUGUUGUUCGCUA